GCGGGUCACGUGACGCUGCGGCAGCUCUCAGUCUGGCUCGGUCGCUCGGUCGGUAGCCUCUCUCUCUCUCCGCUCCGUUGACAGCCAUGGCGGGGGCGAUCAUAGAGAACAUGAGCACCAAGAAGCUGUGCCUGGUCGGCGGCGUCCUCCUCAUCUUCCAAGUGCUGGCAUUCCUGGUGGGGGGGCUGAUCGCACCAAAGCCAACAACGUCACUGGCCUUCUUGGCAGCAAAAUGUAUAGAUGUCCGAAGGCCCCACCACGCUCCCAAGUGGUUGCUUCCAUGGGGGAACGAUCGCUGCAACAGCAUCCGGACCUUCGACGACGCAGCAAGUCGUCUCAUUGAAGCCAAUGACAUUGUAUUUUCUGUCCAUAUCCCUUUCCAAGGCCAUGAGAUGAGCCCCUGGUUCCAGUUUAUGCUGAUCAUCUUACAGUUGGACAUUGCCUUCAAGCUCAACAAUUAUAUUGUAGAGAGCGCAAUGGUGACUCUGGAUGUGGCCAUGGCUUACCGGGAUGAGCUGACAGACCCGUGGACUGAAAUGGCUCGGUCGGUGGAGCAGAGAAAACUUCAGUGUACUUUUCCAGCUCCAAAGACAGAAGAGAACGAAGGACGUUAUUAUGAGUGCGACGUCCUUCCCCUCAUCGAGCUGGGCAGCGUGACUCAUAAAUAUUACCUACUCAACAUCAGGCUUCCCGUCAACGAGCACAAGAAAAUAAAUGUGGGCAUUGGAGAGAUAAACGAGAUGCGUCUUGUGUCAAUUUUCCAGAAUGGAGGCUUUACCAGAGUGUGGUUUGCUAUGAAGACAUUCCUGACACCAAGCAUCCUAAUCAUUAUGAUCUGGUACUGGAGGAGGAUCGUUAUGAUGACCCGGCCGCCGGUGCUGCUGGAAAAGGUUAUCUUCGCUCUGGGCAUCUCCAUGACUUUUAUUAACAUGCCCGUUGAAUGGUUCUCUAUUGGGUUUAACUGGACGUGGAUGCUGCUUUUCGGAGAUAUCCGCCAAGGCAUCUUCUAUGUGAUGCUCCUUUCCUUUUGGAUCAUCUUCUGUGGGGAACACAUGAUGGACCAGUCUGAAAGAAAUCGUAUAUCUGUAUACUGGAAACAAGUUGGCCCCAUAGCAUUCGGCUCCUGCUGCCUUUUUAUAUUUGAUAUGUGUGAGAGAGGAGUGCAACUGAAGAAUCCAUUUUACAGUAUUUGGACCACAGAUGUCGGGGCCACUCUUGCUAUGGCUUUCAUCAUUGUUGCUGGAAUUUGUGCUUGCCUUUAUUUCUUGUUCCUGUGUUUCAUGGUCUACCAGGUUUUUCGUAACAUCGGCGGAAAGCAGAGCAGUUUGCCAGCGAUGAGUAAAGCUCGCCGCCUGCAUUACGAGGGUUUGAUUUUCAGAUUCAAAUUCCUGAUGAUCGUCACACUGGCCUGUGCAGCUUUAACCACCGUUUUCUUCAUCACAACCCAGGUAUCGGAAGGUAACUGGAAAUGGGGUGACUACUCCAUUGAGUUGAACAGCGCCUUCUUCACGGGCAUCUACGGCAUGUGGAACCUGUACGUGUUCGCCCUUAUGUUCCUGUACGCUCCGUCACACAAGAAUUACGGCGAUGACCAAAAGAAUGGCAGGGACGGCAUGAGCAGCGGGGAGGAGCUACAGUUAACGACAACAAUCACGCACGCCGACGGACCGACGGAACUGUACCGAUUGGCCGGAAAGGAGUCUCAGGAAUAAGUCCCGUAGCCCAAGGGUGGGCUUUGAUGUAGACAUUUUUAGUUUCAAUACAUCCCACUUGAACACUGACAAUAAAUAGCCUUCCUUACA
Molecule: messenger RNA, 1802 nt
Organism: Rana temporaria (common frog)
Lineage: Eukaryota; Metazoa; Chordata; Amphibia; Anura; Ranidae
Gene: WLS
Product: Wnt ligand secretion mediator
Exons: 12
Coding region: 87-1712 (541 amino acids)
Biological process (GO): Wnt signaling pathway; Wnt protein secretion; intracellular protein transport
Cellular component (GO): endomembrane system; organelle membrane
Molecular function (GO): Wnt-protein binding
Source: RefSeq, a predicted model, not a curated record